AUGGCGGAUCAGCUAACCGACGAUCAGAUCUCCGAAUUCAAGGAAGCGUUCUCUCUAUUUGACAAGGACGGCGAUGGUUGCAUCACGACUAAGGAGCUGGGGACUGUGAUGCGUUCCCUGGGGCAGAACCCCACAGAAGCCGAGCUCCAGGACAUGAUCAACGAGGUCGAUGCUGAUGGAAAUGGGACCAUAGAUUUCCCAGAGUUUCUCAACUUGAUGGCUCGCAAGAUGAAAGACACUGACUCGGAGGAAGAGCUCAAGGAGGCUUUCCGGGUUUUUGACAAGGAUCAAAAUGGGUUCAUCUCAGCAGCUGAGCUUAGGCAUGUGAUGACAAAUCUAGGGGAGAAGCUGACUGAUGAGGAGGUUGAUGAGAUGAUCCGUGAAGCUGAUGUGGAUGGUGACGGGCAGAUCAACUAUGAGGAGUUCGUCAAAGUCAUGAUGGCAAAGUGA
Striga asiatica is the source of this 450-nucleotide messenger RNA. Lineage: Eukaryota; Viridiplantae; Streptophyta; Magnoliopsida; Lamiales; Orobanchaceae. The record is from the annotation of a GenBank genome assembly.